UGCAGGUCACCUUUUCUAGUUCAUCUUCAAUUAGUCUAGUUCUAGAAGUAGUAACCCAGCAGCCUGUCUACGGUACAGGUACCUGCCAUGUGGCCCCAAGCUGGGCUGAGAUCGGGUUUUAUCCACCAUGGAUGCGCCGGGCCUACUCGGUAAGUAGAAGGAUUGCAUCUAUGGACUUUUGCUGCCUCCAUGUCAUACUCCGAAAGUCAUACCGCAAACGCCAAACACAGGCAGAAUCGCUGUUAGCAAACCAACAAACUUCCAAAUGCAGGAGCGGCAUCGCUAAACUCAUUUGCGAAUUUGACUCAACAAAGUUGAUUUUCUCCAUUGAGGACAUAGCCAUUUCCGGGAUCCUUAAUUAGCAUCGGUGUGCGGCUUGCGAACAGUUUCUUUCUUCAUUUUCCGCAACCGGCUCAAUAUACCAUUGUUUGCGCAUCACGAUCAAAGCUAAAUUUAAUCCUAUCAUCCGAUCGCGUUCACCGGUAAUGCUACUCUGUGCAGAAGCGCCGUGGGAAUUGGAUCAGACAAAGCACUCGCGAUACAUAAGAUCUGUCGUCAGGCGCAUGACAGCAUCUUCUGGCGCUUCGAUGGGGAACAACUGCACCUCGGUGGACAAGGAAGAAAGUGAAGGAGACGCCAGGAUACCAACCCCACAAUCACCAACUUCAGCCAAAGUGUCACUGCCAUUACGAAAGUCUCGGUCGGGCAUUCUCACGCGCGCGCAAUCGAAGCUUGUAAAGAGGACUGCUGCACGUCAGGAAGAGAAUUUCCAGCCUGGAGCCUUCUCGCCACCCAACUUGAAGCGCAAAAUCGACACCGCCAUGGAUUCAUCAUCGUCGCUGGAACAGGGCGCCAACUGGAGUACACUCUCGGCGCUGGAUGAAGCCGUGCAACAACGCCGGCGACAGACGGCGGCGACCUCUCAAGGUCAACCCUCCAAGCAGCAUCUGCGCAGGACCUCCAUUCCACCGUUGUUCAAGUCGGAUGGGUCCGGAUUGUCAGAGUAUGAAAAUGCCCGCGCAGAGCUGAAGUCUCGGGAGCAUGCCUUGGCAUUUGACUAUGAAUGCUUCGCCGACGCGACAGGACCUGAGCGAGAGGCCAACAAGGUUUUACAGCGCUUGAGGAGAAAAGACGCAAAGCUAUUUGCGGAUGCCUCCAAGACCCGAGGUUUCAGCGGACAAAUGCAUGCACGGCAUGUGGGGGAUCACUUCCUCCAUAACGUCGAUUUAAUAAACCAGUCGGCCAUCUAUAAGGUAGCUCGGCGCAUGCCCAAGGGUACCCAUCUUCACAUACAUUUUAACUCUUGCCUCGAUCCAAAGUUCCUGCUGGAUCUCGCCAAGGACCAAGAGCGUAUGUUUAUUCACAGCAACAGACCGCUGCUGCAGAAAAGCGACCUGGACCUAUGCGAAAUACAAUUUAGCAUUGUUCCCCUCAACGAUGAGGAGCCAGGUUGGAACGUUUUUGAGCCAGGAUAUGUGGGAGGUAAAUGGAUGCCAUAUACUACGUUUCGCGCCCAGUUCCCAGGCACCGGGUUGAUAGAGAGCUCCGUCGACGAAUGGUUGCUCAACAAGCUCGUGUUUGGAGCGGAAGAGACUUAUGGAAUACACCAGACAGUCAAAGGAGCUUGGGAAAAGUUCAAUGGCCGGACUCGAAUGAUGAAAGGUCUUUUCAACUACGAAACUGCGUUCAAGAGCUACACUCGCGCCUGCCUGCAAGAUUUUGUGGACGACAAUAUCCAGUACGCAGAGAUCAGGCCAAAUUUUAUGCAUACGAACCAGGUCUUUCACGACGACGGAUCCGCCAAGUAUGAUAACACAUCGAUAAUGCAGAUGAUCGAGGAAGUGUGCAACGAGUUCAUGCCACCAGCGCAUCAGAACGGUCGAAAGGUAUACUUCAAAGGCAUCAAGGUCAUAUACUGCACGCCAAGGAUCUUCAAGAGAGAGCAGGUGGAGAAUGCCCUGGAAGAAUGCAUCAAGUUCAAAAAACGAUGGUCUAAUCUCAUAGCUGGGUUCGAUCUCGUGGGCGAGGAGGCUGCCGGUAAUCCCCUCAAGUAUUUUGUGCCAGAGUUUCUCAAAUUCAGGGAGCAAUGUAAAAAAGAAGAACUCGACAUUCCUUUCCUUUUCCACUGCGGAGAGACGCUCGACAUGGGCGACGAUACACCCGACGGCAACCUCACCGAUGCGCUGCUUCUCAACUCGAAGCGUAUCGGCCACGGUUUUUCUUUGGCACGCCACCCGUACAUCAUGGAGCAAAUGAAGAAGCGCAACAUUUGCCUCGAGCUCUGCCCCAUCUCGAACGAAGUCCUCGGCUUAACACCAAGGGUCAAAGGGCAUGCCAUGUACAACCUGCUGGCAAAUAACGUGCAUUGUACCUUGAACAGCGACAACGGUACACUUUUCAAGUCUUCGCUGAGCCAUGACUUUUACCAGAUGUUUGUGGGGAGGAGCGACACUACAAUUCACGGCUGGAAGCAACUCAUCAAAUGGAGCAUCGAACAUGCCUGUCUUACCGACGACGAGCGUAUCGAGGUCACCAAGCACUGGGAGGAGCUGUGGGUCGAUUUUGUUCACUGGUUGAUCGAGGAGUACAAGGAUCUUGAGGCGGAUGUUGACCAGGCCGAGUAGAUGAAGGACAUGCUCCUCCCGAUUCAAGCAUUAGGAUCACUGUCAUUUUUUUACACAGCGCUGUUUAGUAGAUGCAUUGGAGCUCGGAGUUUCAGCAUGGGUGGGCAUUUGAUGGUUUUGCACAGGCGUUAGGCUAAAGGGCGGACGUUAAGUUGGUGAUUCAUUGCAAUUUGGAGGUCUAUCGAACGGAUUAUUCUUUUACCUUGAUUUUUUCUCCGAAUCUGAGUAUUAUUGGAAGCGCGGCAUAAAAACAUAAAAGGAAAUGAACAG
Messenger RNA from Pyricularia oryzae 70-15, 2894 nucleotides. RefSeq lists its product as uncharacterized. The transcript is spliced from 3 exons. The record is from RefSeq and is a predicted model, not a curated record. Bases 486 to 2624 code for a protein of 712 amino acids. Gene Ontology annotation, biological process: inosine biosynthetic process; adenosine catabolic process. Gene Ontology annotation, molecular function: adenosine deaminase activity. Lineage: Eukaryota; Fungi; Ascomycota; Sordariomycetes; Magnaporthales; Pyriculariaceae.